AUGUCUUGCUCCGUUGGGGCGGUUGAAGCGGCCCUGCCGGGCCGUGGAAUCAGGUUUACGGAGUCGACUACACAGGAAUACCAGCUUGUUUUGCCUCAGCUGCCUUCAGGUAUGACGGUUUCUAAGACAGUGUUUUUGCACGGAGACUUAAAAGCAAGACCGUAUCGCGUAGAACAUUUUCGCGAUGCGCUUGUCAGAGUACAGCUUAUGCCGGAAGUGCUGGCCCUUGGGGCCUAUCAAAUGAAUCAUGUGUGGGCGAUAACCUUCAAGGAUGAAGACGCAAAGAAAAAGACACUUUCCCUCGAGGCGUUCAGCGUCAAGGAGCACCGGUGCGUUGUUAUUGACCCAUGCAAACAGGAUGUGCGGAUGAAGCUUCACUGGCUCCUGCGCACCACGCCCGACGACGAAGUUCGAACGGCUUUGGCACCUUUUGGCAAAGUUAUUGAAAUUUCCAAAGAGAAGUGGCGUGUCUCAGGCUGUUACGAGAAGGGCUCGCACACACGUUUGGUGUCCUUGCGCCUGAAGUCCGGUUUGACUGUCGAAGACCUGCCGCACCAGUUGCGCAUAGGCGAAGACAACGCACUUGUAUUCGUAUCUGGUAGAGCGCCGCUCUGCCUCCGGUGCCACGGCACCGGUCACAUACGGCGCGAGUGCCGGGUACCGCGCUGCGGUGCCUGCCGUCGCUAUGGCCACGAGGAGAGCCAGUGUGUACGCAGCUAUGCCAACGUAACCGGAACAGGUGGAAGCGACAUUGUGCAAGAGCACGUUAUGGACCAGGCCGACGCCGAAGAAGCUUCUGCGGGAAGUGGGCAUAAGGCGAGCAGGCAAGAGAACCCGCCUGUAGCGUCUUCUGAAAAGGACAAAGAAGCAAGAACGGAGGAUGAAAAACGACAACCGGCCCACCCAAGCACACCCGAAAGUACUCCCGAAAUGGAAACAAAUCUCGGAGGUGGCGCAUCGGCUUCGCAGAAUGACUCGGAGAACGAGGCACUCCCGAAAAGUGAAAAAGGAAGUCAACCUGCAACAGCCGUUACUAAGAGACCUCAUGAGAAGGUGGCUAGCGACGAGGAUUACUCCGACCCAGCGAGCGCUGUGGGACCACCACCGCUGAAGUCAACGACCACUCGUAGGAGCAGCUUCAAGCCCAAGCCGACGGUCCCACCAGACCGGUUGCAAGGGCCGCAAGUGCCUCCGCGUUAG
Messenger RNA from Dermacentor andersoni, 1200 nucleotides. The record is from RefSeq and is a predicted model, not a curated record. NCBI's taxonomy places the organism in Eukaryota, Metazoa, Arthropoda, Arachnida, Ixodida, Ixodidae.